Molecule: messenger RNA, 780 nt
Organism: Entamoeba invadens IP1
Lineage: Eukaryota; Evosea; Mastigamoebida; Endamoebidae
Exons: 1
Coding region: 1-780 (259 amino acids)
Biological process (GO): signal transduction
Cellular component (GO): plasma membrane
Molecular function (GO): GDP binding; GTP binding; GTPase activity
Source: RefSeq, a predicted model, not a curated record
AUGGAUAACUAUAAAAUUGCCGUUUUAGGUGAAUGUGGAGUUGGUAAAACUUUGUUACUAAACAAUUUUACAGAUAAUCCCAGUGAUGAUUCUGAUGAUUAUCAGAAAAUAGAAAACGACUUUCCAAUGAAAAUAGUGUCUUACAAAGACGAAGAAAUUGUAUUAUCUUUCAUCGAAACUUCAUACGACAAAUAUCCCUCCAUGCAUGAAACAAAUAUCAACCAAACUGAUUCAUUUGUUCUAAUAUUUUCAAUAACUUCUCGAAAGUCUUUUGAACAGAUUCCGACAUUAAGAAAUGAUAUUUUAAGAGUAAAAACCCUUCUUACCAACGAAAAAUUAACUUUAGUAUUAUGUGGAAAUAAAAGUGACUUAGAACAUAUGAGAGAGGUGACCACAAAAGAAGGUCUUCAAAUGGCCGAUAAAUUUGGUUGCGUUUUCUAUGAAAUUUCAGCAAAAAACAACACCAACAUUGAUGAGAUGUUUAACGCUUUAAUAAAUGAAGCUUUCAACAACAAAGUUAAUAAGAUUCAAAAUCAAUAUGAAAUUACAUAUAAAAAUACAAAGGAAGAUUAUAAAAACAACGACAGAUUUAUUUAUACUCCAACUAUACUCCAAGAAAAACCCGUAAAGAAAUAUUUAGACGAUUAUGAAGAGGAAUAUGAAGAAGAUAAAAUUCAAAUAAAAAAUUAUGAAAAUAUAGAAAAUUUAGAAAAUGAAAAUGAAAAUCAAAGCGAUGAAAUAACAGAGAAAAGGAAAUUAAAUAAAUGUUUAAUAACUUAA